This is a messenger RNA of Suillus subalutaceus, 920 nucleotides long. RefSeq lists its product as uncharacterized. The record is from RefSeq and is a predicted model, not a curated record. Bases 78 to 638 code for a protein of 186 amino acids. The transcript is spliced from 3 exons. Lineage: Eukaryota; Fungi; Basidiomycota; Agaricomycetes; Boletales; Suillaceae.
CAGCCACACAACAGCCACAUCCAGUGGCUUUAAAUGCAGCCCGCGAAGCACUCAACAGUACUUGGUAGAUACCCACAAUGAUCUUGUUCUCUCUCUCCACUGAACACGUUCGCAAUACCAUUAUCACCAACGAGCAAGGACAGAUUAUUUACAAGACACAGACUCCGUCCAAACUAGUUGGCGUCCGUACUACGACCAUUCAAAAAAUCAAGCCAAAUGACGACCGGUAUCAUAUGCGAAACCAGUUCGAUGUCUUGGGAGAGAUCGAGUGGCACAAAUUUUCUUCCUCAAAGUUUCGUUCUGGUGGAACUGAAGUAGAGACGAAGGAGUUCAUUCCGAAGAGAGGCCUUUGGGGUCGGGAGCGCGUCUUCAUAGGACCAGAUAACCGUCCUUAUCGCUGGAACCUGAAGUCCAGAGUGGUAGUUCUCUCACGAGACGACGCGUCUCGAGCGGAGGUCGCUCGCUUUCAUAGAGCGACUUUCGGAAUUGUAGGAAGGAAACGUAAAGCCAUGCUGGAAGUAUCACCUGAAGUGGCUCAUAUGAUGGAUACCGUCAUCAUGACGUUCAUCUACGUCGAGAAACUCAGAAAGGACAAAGAAGAGGCCUCGAGAAGUGCUGCAGCCUCGGGUGGCCCAUGAAGUAGAGUCGAGGAGCUUGGGUGCUGUGUUGUGAUUGAUACCCUUUAUGAUAAUUAGCUGUUUUUUUUACAAGUACUGAUACUUACGGUCUCCAGUAAGAUGACGACAUUCUGGCUAAGUCAGGGCAUACUGUAGGUCUGUUUUUAUCCGCAUACUCCGGAGAGUGUACUGUAAUAUAAUAUAUAUAUAUGAAUCAAUCUUCCUUCGGCCAGAUGGUAAGUUUGAGCGUUUACCUCAAGUCGUACCUUUGAUCCUAAGCAUUGGUACCAUAUACGCGCUGGA